Daktulosphaira vitifoliae (grape phylloxera) is the source of this 3703-nucleotide messenger RNA. Its product is annotated as probable inactive serine/threonine-protein kinase DDB_G0274821. Bases 595 to 2091 code for a protein of 498 amino acids. Gene Ontology annotation, cellular component: nucleus. The record is from RefSeq and is a predicted model, not a curated record. NCBI's taxonomy places the organism in Eukaryota, Metazoa, Arthropoda, Insecta, Hemiptera, Phylloxeridae. The transcript is spliced from 7 exons.
GACGGUCGAGUUACCUGUGUGCGUGCAGUAUGUGAUUUACGGUCUCGCCGGCCGCUAACUACACGCCGCGCGUCGAAAGUUCCGCCGCACACAUACCAAGCCGGUCGCCGUUGAAUUUGCCCUUUGCGUGUGCGCGUAUUAGGCCGUGUAAGAGCCACCGCAACGGCACCACCGACUCGUUAAUGUGUGUUUGCUACCGCCGCUGUGCGUUCGGAGUAUUGUUAUAAAUAUUGUUGUUUUGUUGUGCAAAAGGUCAUCGCUGCGUCACAAGAGAUCCUCGUAUUUGGAUUACACGAGCUCUACUGGGUCGACGAUCAUGCUUGCCAAGUCAUGUGGAACCAAUCGCCAUGCGUAAAAACAUUAAAUCAACGUGACUGUUGGCCAUCAAACGUUGUUGCUGACACAAUUAUUAUGCAGUUUAAUGGACAGGCGUCGUGGUGUAUAUAACUCGAGCAGAUUCAGUUGGUGCGCAAUGUAUCAGGUAGAACUAUUACUUCAGUCGCAUUUCAGUAGUGAUUAUCAUUGGUGUCACUAAAAAUGUAAAUGGUGUACUUCUCAAAUAGUGUUUAAAAUUAAACUCAAUUGCAAAAUAUUAUGGACGUAGCGUCCAGUGAUUACUUAAAGACUGCGCUUUAUUCGGGCGACAAUGGGUCAGACGCGAACAACCGUGAUAGUCUUAGACUUAUGGAGCUUGGACUACAUCUAGAGUCUCUUCACGAUGGAUCACACAGGCUAAACACAUCCGUGGAUCAUUUGUUGAACGACCCCACUCUUUCAGAGAGAAACAAUAACGAAUUCACUUUCGCCAACAACAACAAUAAUAAUAAUAACAACAAUAACAAUAACAACAACGGGUUCGAAGCUAUUAUGGGCGGUGAACACGGUUUUGAUUUGGAUUGUGCGCCAACAUCGUUCCAAGAUAAAUCAGACAUUGCUGAUCAAUGGCGAACGCUGAACACGGACGGUGCUAUCUAUACUGUUGAAGUGGUCAAUAAUGCAGACGGAGGUGCCAGUGAAUCACUUUGGUGUAUACCGGCACUCACUGAACACCACCAGGGUGGUAGUGCAGUCACUAACUUUGACGAAGCUUUGCUGUCGAUGAACGGCGGGGAUCCAGUCGAUCAAUCUUGUAGGUACAUUAAACAAGAACAUGCAGAUUACGUUGUCAAACAAGAGUCUGUAGAGUACACCGGCGAUGAACUUCUUCGAAACGCCUUAUUAGGUAAAACUAAUCAUAACCAUCAUCAAAGGUAUAUCGACAAGGAUAUCAAACCAUCAGUUUCAACAGCUUCGGAUAGCCAAAACUCGUCACCCGUACCAACUUCUAUUCCGGAUGUUUCGUACCCGUCAACGUCCACAGUAGACAUGCAAGACGUGUUAAGCACGACCAACAAUAGCAGUGGCAUAAAUGGUAAUACUAUAGUGAUGAUAGAUGAUGAUAUGCCGUCCAUGUCAUUACUGGUAGCCGGCGACGGUAGUUCUUCGCAAAACGUCGAUGAUCUCCUCUUGCCAGACUUUGACUUUCAAUACAUUGAAGCACUUGACAGCGAUAUGUCUCCUUCGUUCCAACAGUACUGUCCCAACAGUAGUCAGGGAUUCGUAUCAUUCAUUACAGAGGUGGCAAAUAUCUCACAAAUCCCAACAACAGUGGUUCUAGACCCCAGAGAACCCGAACAAGUAUCCACAUCUUCAUCACCUCCAGUAAGCAGGCCACCAGCUAAAAAGUAUAACCGCCGGUCUCAACUUGCCAACGGUAAAACAAAGUUGGGCUCAUCGGCAAUAGCAGUGUCUUCGGCGACAUCAUCUGCCAAUUCUGUAGAUGAUCAGUCCACUAAUCCACCCGCCAAAAAAGAAAGAUCAUUGCAUCAUUGUCACAUUUGUAGCAAAGGCUUUAAAGAUAAAUACUCGGUGAACGUUCACAUUCGAACUCACACGGGAGAGAAACCUUUUAUGUGUACGGUGUGUGGAAAAAGUUUCAGACAAAAAGCCCAUUUAGCAAAGCAUCAACACACACAUACGACGCCAGCUAAGCCACAGCCACUAUCGAUUACUCAAGCAACCAUUAAAGGUCGACGAUCCACGUCUAGAUAGCCCUCUGGUUUACUUAGUUUUCAUAUAAUGUUUGAUCUUAGCCAGAUACUAUAAGGGUUCUGGUUUUGUUCAGAGAUAAAGUACCACCGUCUAGUACAUCCUCAACUCCCAAAUGUUCUCUCUUCUGAGAAUAGAAAUACGGGUAUUAUUACUUGUGUCAAGUGAACCAUUUAGUUUGUUGUCACAGUUUAUACCCACACAACGCUUUUUGCGUUUUAGCAAAAAUUUAAUCAAGAUAUCGUUUUCUUCUUGACCUAGAAAGACGGUUUGUUUUAAUGUGAUUAUUAAUAAGUUAACCUCAUUUAUGAAGUAAUAAUAACUGUAAACGUCCCUCGAAUCAAAAUAUAAAUAGUAAUUUAUAACGAUAUUAUUAGUUAUAAAUUUUAGUAUGACGAUAGUUAUAAUUAUACAGAGUGUUCAGUAAGUAAGGAAACAUGUCAAUUGUUACAAACAAUGAGAGCAGUAGAGACCCGUUUCCUUACUUACUGAACACCUUAUAUAAUUUUGUGUAUAUUAUUAAUCUUAGGUAUGUAAAAUAUAAAUUAUCAAAAUAUAAUUUCAUCAUAACAUGUUAAAAAUUGAUUUACAAUAUAAAAUGUACGUAUAAUUUAUGUAAGUAUGUUAUAAACUCAAAUGAAAAUUAAUUUAACUAUCAUCUGCUAUCGUGUACUAUUGUGUUCUAAGGCCUGUGAUAGACAACGAUAAGUACAUAACUGAAUUCUAAUGUAUUAUAUACUGAAAAUAAAUUUUCAGUAUUAAAAAGGCCUUCUUUGUAUAAAAAAAAAAUACGAAAUUAAUUACUUAAAUUUUGUUGUUAUAUGUAUUUUAGUUUAAUUCGAAUGUAUUUUAUGUGUUGGGUGUUCCUAUGAAGACUACCAUGACACCAACUCUACUUAAAUAAUUAUUACUUGAACAUAUUGUACUUUACUUAAAUUUAAAAUAAUAAGUUUAAUUAUUUGUUUGUGUGCUUUAUUUAAAAAUGUAUAAAGCCAAUGCGAUGUAAAAGUAAUGCUAAACAAAUUUAAUUUGAUAUGCUCAGAUGUAUCAAGAUAAUUUGGCUGAGAUAUUUUGUUUCGUUAAACUAUAAUAGAAUUUUAAAAUAAUUUUUGCAAUACAUUAAGCCUUGUUAAGUUAUAUAAUUAAUAUUAAUUAGUGACUUGACUUGGUUUAUAUUAGUUCAUUAAUUUAAAAACUUUAAAUACAAUAGAAUUGAAAUAGUGUAAUAUUAAUCUUACCUUUUUUUUUUUUGUGCCAUAAGCCAUAACAUUAAACAUGACAAAAAAUAGUUUUUACAUCAAUAAAAUUAUGCCAAAUUAAUUUUAAAUUAAAGAUAGAUGUACUACUUAAAAGCUAUUUUAAUUAAUUUUUUAUAGUAAAACGAAUCAUUUUUAAAUUAUUAAUUUUUUAUGUAAUCGCACGUGACACUAAAUGUUAAAAAAAUUGAAAAUAUACAUUCCUGCAAUAAAAUUUGACUGUGAUUUAUAAAAUGUAUCUUUAUAUUAUUUUUUCUCAUUAAAUUUUAAAUAUUAAUAUUUUAAUAUUUUAUUAUACAUAUUGUACGUUAAUAGUUAAUUAUGUUAGUAUACAAUAAGAAUAUAUGUCUAUUUUCAAA